AUGAAGCUCAAGAAGGAUCGCAAGGACGAGGCACUCACGGCGUUGCCGGUUGCGGAACAGCAGCAACAGGAAGAGGUGUUGCAGCAACAGCAACAAGCGCAGCAAAAGAAGGAGAAGAGGAGGUUCAGUGGGUUUUGGAAGAGGAAGGACAAAGAGGCGGCGCCGUCGGAUACAACGACUACGCCGUCGGUCGUCAUCAACGGGAGUAGUACGCAAGUGCUGGACUCGGCGUAUGCCAGCAGUGAUGCGAACCAUUCGCAAUCGCAAGAAAGGACAUCGUCGUCGUCGCAUAUCGUUCCGUUGGAGAACACUGGUCAAGUUCCGGGAGUAGGACAGGAACGUAACCUGACACUGAACCGACUUACGGGCGAUGUUCAAGACGAAGGAACGGGCGAAGUCGUCUCGACCGUAACAACUACAACGACAACGACAACAACGACGACAACUACCAAAGGCGGCGGCAAGAAAGAAGUCACCACAGAAGUCGUCUCAAACCCAACGCCCACCCCCUCCCCCGUCGCCCAAAACCGCGACAGCGUCGUCUCCGAAAUGCCCUCCGAAAUGCCCGCCGAGCCCGUCCCCAACCCCAACGCAACCCGCCCAAGCGGCCAAGCCCUCACAACCAACACCCCCUCCCUCCCGCAUCGCAACCCCAACCGCAUGUCGCGCGAGAACCUCGCGACGCCCGAGCGCGUCACCCGAGAAUCCCUCAGCGAACAACCACCCGUCAGCCCGAUCCAACCCACCAGCGGCUCCAACUUCAGCUACCCUGCGCGCGCGGGAGGACCUCCUUCGACGACAGCUCUCGGCGUCGAAGAGCCGCAGCAGCAGCAACAUUCCUCGCCAUCCCCGCAAACGCAGAGUACAUUCGAGAACCUCCGAGCCGCCGCGAGGGGGAUACACGGCGUCGGCGAAACCCUCCGCGGCACCCUCAACAACGAACUCGACAACCGUUUCCCGCGAAGGAACCCGGAUAAAGCUGCGGCGGCGCAGGCGAAGAAUCAGGGCGUGCUGGAGAGGGGACAGAGGGAGAUGGGGAGUUUUCAGAUUGAGCGGUGA
This is a messenger RNA of Zasmidium cellare ATCC 36951, 1059 nucleotides long. RefSeq lists its product as uncharacterized. Lineage: Eukaryota; Fungi; Ascomycota; Dothideomycetes; Mycosphaerellales; Mycosphaerellaceae. The record is from RefSeq and is a predicted model, not a curated record. The transcript has 2 exons. Bases 1 to 1059 code for a protein of 352 amino acids.